AUGAAGUGUGCAAUCUACUAUACUGCUUUGGCAGUUGUCUUUUCAGUUGUAUCGGCGAGGAUAGACCCAAAGAAUUUGAAAUGCUUAGUAUGCCGUCAAAUCUUUGAAGAGCUGAAUCAAGUAAUCAAGACUACUGAAAAAUGGAAAAAAGUUGAUGUGGGCAAUUUCAGAAUGGAUGCUAGUGGUAACACAAUGCAGGAUAAAGUGCCUGCUCACCGCUCUGCUGUUUACAUAUCUGAAGUAAUUGAUGGGAUCUGCAAGAGGAUGGAUGACUAUGUUCGCGUUUAUUAUAAGUCCACUGGCAAGCUGGCAAUCAUGAAGCUAAUGACAGAUUCUGGUGGCAUGAAUCCAGAGUUCUCCAAAACUAAAUUUGUCACCGACGACGAUUUGAAUAAGAGUUUGGAGUAUUAUUGCGAACGGAUGUUUGAAGAGAAUGAGGAUGAGAUUACAGAUCUCUAUAAGAACAGACCGGAGGAUGAUGUGAUGCCUGAUGCCGAAAAAGAGAUCUGCUACAAACAUACGAAUUAUUGUGAAGAUUGGAUGAUUCCCAACAAGGAAGACACAACCUGGACCGAACAGAUGGAGAGCGAGUAUGUUAAGAUUCACGGACCGGAUCCUUAUGGAUUCGGCGGUUUUGGCGCGGGGGGCGGGGCGCCCAGUUUCGGCGCCGACGAUAUAGAAGAGGAAGAUCUCGAAGAAGACGAUAUGCCAGAACCCAAAGACGAGCUGUAA
Molecule: messenger RNA, 732 nt
Organism: Chilo suppressalis (striped riceborer)
Lineage: Eukaryota; Metazoa; Arthropoda; Insecta; Lepidoptera; Crambidae
Source: the annotation of a GenBank genome assembly